GUUCAAGGAGUCGACGAUGGUACAACUAAAAUACAAGUUGGAACUCCAUUUUCGUUAUACAUGAAAGCAAUAACGGUUAUCAAUAAUAAACAUAGGUAUCAAAAUAAAAGUUCUAUGAGUACUGAAAUUUCUUUAAAAAAUUAUUUAGCUAUACAGGAUAUAUAUAAAACACCAAAUCUUUUUGCACUGUUAGUGCAUUCGUUAUGUCCUAAUAUAUAUGGCCAUGAAAUAGUUAAAGCUGGAUUGAUAUUGAGUUUAUUUGGAGGUAAUGCAAAACGUGCGCAAUUACGAGACGAUAUACAUAUCCUGUUAGUCGGAGAUCCUGGUCUUGGCAAGUCGCAGAUGUUACAAGCAUGUGCUCGAAUAUCUACAAAAGGUGUAUAUAUCUGUGGCAACUCAAGUACAUCCUCUGGAUUAACAGUAACGCUUACAAAAGAAACGGGAUCAAAUGAUUUUGCUUUAGAACCUGGUGCUUUAGUUUUAGCAGAUCAAGGUUGUUGCUGCAUUGAUGAAUUUGAUAAAAUGUGCUCUCAGCAUCAGGCGUUAUUAGAAUCAAUGGAGCAACAAAGCAUUACUGUUGCAAAAUCAGGUAUAAUAUGUUCUCUUCCUGCACGGAUAUCAAUCCUGGCAGCGGCUAAUCCUAUUGGAGGACAAUAUGACAACAGUAAAACAAUAACCGAAAAUCUACAUAUUAGUCAACCUAUUCUUUCACGAUUUGAUUUGAUUUUUUUAUUAUUGGAUAAACCAGAUGAGCAUUUUGAUAAUCUAUUAUGCAAACAUAUCAUGACUGUUCAUAGCAGCAAUGCAAAUUCCAAUGAAGAAGUUACUAAGUUAGUUUUUCAUAAUGAAUGUGCUUUGAGAAAAAAGCUGAUGUUGCCAUUAUCUACUGAAAUUAUACCACAACCUAUUCUUCGAAAUUACAUUUCUUAUGCUCGAGAAUAUGUGAAGCCAAAAUUAUCCGUUGAAGCUGCAGCAGUUUUACAAAAUUAUUAUUUAGAACUUAGAGCAAAAAAUAAACAAUUUGGCAGUAUACCAAUAUUCAACAGACAAUUAGAAGCUAUGAUUCGAUUAACUGAGGCUAGAGCGAAACUGGAAUUACGUAUGGAAGCAACUGAAUCAGAUGCUUUGGAUGUACUAGAUAUAUUGCAAUAUUCAAUGACAGAUACAACAGAUUGUUGUAUAAUGCCAUUACAUUCUGAUACUAAAUUAACAAACAAAAAGAUAAAAACGUUUAUAAAAAUACUGGAAAAAAAGGUAAAUACAGAUAAAAAACAAAUAUUUUCAGUGAAAGAUUUGGAAACACUUGCAAUAUCUGAAAAUAUUUUAAUAACCGAUUUUACUGUUUUAAUUUUAAAAUUAAAUGAAGAAGGUAUUUUAUUAAAAAUUAGAAAAGAUACAUAUAAAUUUAUUAAUAAAUAAUAUUAUACUUUGUAAUACAAUAUAAUAAGUCUGUUUUCUAUUCUUGUACUGUACUAGACUUUCUCACUUUUGCUAUAUAUCAAACAUAUACAUAUUUCACAUACUUUAAGUGCAAAAAGUACACUAGUUUAGGUAUAGAAACACAUUUAUAUAAUAUGGAGUGUAUAUAUAUAAUAUAUGAACAUGUGAAAUAUUGUGAUAUUAAAACAAAUAUAA
Molecule: messenger RNA, 1635 nt
Organism: Wasmannia auropunctata (little fire ant)
Lineage: Eukaryota; Metazoa; Arthropoda; Insecta; Hymenoptera; Formicidae
Product: DNA helicase MCM8-like
Exons: 8
Cellular component (GO): nucleus; MCM complex
Molecular function (GO): ATP binding; single-stranded DNA helicase activity; single-stranded DNA binding
Source: RefSeq, a predicted model, not a curated record